Molecule: messenger RNA, 2584 nt
Organism: Cadophora gregata
Lineage: Eukaryota; Fungi; Ascomycota; Leotiomycetes; Helotiales; Ploettnerulaceae
Exons: 3
Coding region: 55-2073 (672 amino acids)
Source: RefSeq, a predicted model, not a curated record
GUGCAUAUAUGCAUGCACACAGCCCUUAGGGCUGCAACGAAGGCUGAAUGAUGAAUGAACAAUGCAAAUCAAUCCUCCCUCAUUAUCAGAGACAUUUCUCCAGCAAAAGCUUCAACUCAACAACAGGAUUUGAACAUCGCGAUGUCGGGGCUAGAAGUGGUCGGGGUUGUUUUUGGAGUGCUCCCUCUACUUAUAUCGGCAGCCGAGCACUAUGACGAUGUUUUCAAGCCUUUUAAGAGAUUCAAAAAGUAUGCACCGGAACUCGAUUCCUACCAGAAGCGACUAAAGGUUCAAAAGACAAUCUUCAUGAACGAGUGCCAAAUACUGUUGACGACAUUGACAAAUCGACAAUCGGCUAAAGAGAUGUUACAGGAGAAAGACCACCCUUCCUGGAGCGAUGAGGCGUUAAAGAGGAGGCUCAUUGAGCCACUGGGAAGUGCAAAAGAGGCUUGUGAAGCUACGAUGCAAAUGAUUAUGGAGAAGCUCAAGUCUAUCGAAGCAGAUGCUGAGAGUUUUGGUGCAGUUUUGCAGGAAUCAAUGCCGAUACGGUCAUUUGGGGAUAAAGCAUGGCGGUGUCGAAUACAAAAGAAGCUGAAGUUCUGUUUUUCCGAAUCACGACUCACGGAAUAUCUUGACGACCUUCGAAAGCUCAACCAGGACUUCCGCACCUUGGCGAAGCAGACCACGAGAUUUGAGAAGCAGCAGGAUGAUAGACUGAAAUCGCAAGUGGCAACAGCAUUUUCGCCGAAAAAGAUUGCAGAGUCAAAGUUGAUCCAAAGAGCUUCUGCGCAGCUGUAUGAUGCCAUUGGGACCGCCUGUCAACAUCACACAGAGCACUAUGCACAAUUCCAGCUAUUACCAAAAAAUAUCGGAUCAACAGAUUCAGAGGAGUCGUUUGUUCGCUUCAACAUUGCCUUCACACACGAUCGGCGUGGGGCAUUUGCAACUUUGGAGCCUGUGUGGAUUGCAGUAGAAUCCUCUUUUCUGGAAAGCUCGCUGAACGAUAUGCACAAGGUGAUCGUACAAGCAGACGGAUCGUCGAGUUUACCUCGAACUCUAACGCGGAACCUGGAGAUAGCAAAUGAGACGCAGAGUCAGCAGCCUCGGGAGAAGGCGAAAAGACAGAAAAGCGUACGCUUUGUGCAGGUACCGCCGAUCUGCUCGAUCAUUCGGGAACCAGACUUUUGCUCUAGCACUCUUACACCCGCGACAAGUCUCCAGGUGAAAGCAUCCUCUUGCCUAUCAGUGACGAGCGAGGCACAGCAACACUCGUCGCUUCCCGAUUUCUGCGUACAACAUGACUUCUGCCAUCAACUCCGAAAGUCCUGCAGCUACUCGCGCGUCCCAGAAAAUAAGUAUUUAGGGUACUUCCAGAAAUCUGGUCCUUGUAAGCAUCUUGUUUACUUUGCAGCUCCAGUUGCGGUACACGAUUAUACACAACCAGAAUCGCUUGCCUCGAUUAUCGGAUUAAUGGAAGGGAAAGCAGAGUCUGAACAGUUUUUGGAGUACGAACGACUGAGGCUAGCAACUCGACUUGCAGAAGCAGUCUUACAAUUCCACGCAACGCCUCUGUUAAAACGAUUUUGGCAUGGAGAGGACGUGGUUUUUUUUCGGCAUGGGAAAUUCGACAAUUCGGCAUCCAUUUCAUCACCACACCUCAAUGUUCAAGUCGGGUCCGCGACAUCAACCAAAGUAAUCGGAAACGAAAAUCAGGACGUGGAUAAUGUCGUGGGUCAUAUGAUCCGCAAUUCCUAUCUCUUCAGUUUGGCGGUGGUGCUGAUCGAACUCGCUUUUCAAGCACCACUUCGGAGCCUGUACAACAGUAAUGACCUGAUAAAUGGUCAGUGUAAUGCCCUCUCGGACUUUCUUGUUGCGGUCCGUUUGAGUGAGACCAUAAGCUCAUCGAUGGGAUAUACCUACGGGAAGAUCGUAAGGAAAUGCCUGAACUGUGAUUUUGGCCAGGGGACGAGUGAUCUAGGAAAUGAGAAAUUGAAAGCUGCAGUGUACCAGGAUGUGGUAUGCGAGCUGGAGAAGCUUGAGCGAGGGUUCGCAAUGCUGCAGCUCGGUGGUUGAUUAGUGCUUUCCCCCCCUAAUGUUGCUGCUACUUGGAUGAGAGACAAAAGUUCAGAACUGGAAUUUUUAAAACUACUGAAGAGCAGCUGAGAUCCGUGUUUUUCCUGUCAGAAGAUACUAGCAGUGCCAGGAGUGAGCCGGACCAAAAUUGACCAGUGUCUUAAACUUUUAAUGGCAACUUUCAAGAGCAGAUGUAUGUCAAAGAGCCGUUACAUGCUUGUUCAUCAUUGAUGUUAUUUGACUACCACAUGCAGAUCUUGCACUUACCACUUGAUGCUCCGAGGACAGAUUUGGAGGUCUUGCUAUUCUUUUCUUUGAUGGCUAGGUAAGCCGCUUUGUAUCUAGGUGAAAUUUAGCUGGAACAAGACGGAGAGAUAUGUUUUGAGUCUACAGACAGAGGUAUAGGUUGUCUAAAGGUUGCCAUUGCACUCAUCUUCGUUGCGAUGAAUGAGAUUGACGGCCUGCUUCAACCUGCGUGAGCUGAAGGGGCGAAGUAAAAUCUGAAAUCGUG